Populus euphratica (Euphrates poplar) is the source of this 1341-nucleotide messenger RNA. Its product is annotated as ATPase family associated with various cellular activities (AAA). The transcript has 12 exons. Gene Ontology annotation, molecular function: DNA clamp loader activity; DNA binding; ATP binding. Gene Ontology annotation, biological process: DNA-templated DNA replication; DNA repair. Gene Ontology annotation, cellular component: DNA replication factor C complex; nucleus. Bases 75 to 1103 code for a protein of 342 amino acids. NCBI's taxonomy places the organism in Eukaryota, Viridiplantae, Streptophyta, Magnoliopsida, Malpighiales, Salicaceae. The record is from RefSeq and is a predicted model, not a curated record.
AGUUGGAACACCCUCCCACCCUCCCUCUCCACAAUUUAUAAUUCAUAUCUCACAAACAAACCUAAGACAGAGGCAUGGCGCCAUUAUUGCAGAGCUCACAGCCAUGGGUGGAGAAAUAUCGACCAAAGCAAGUAAAAGAUGUAGCUCACCAAGAUGAGGUUGUUCGCGUACUCACUAACACUCUCGAGACCGCAAAUUGCCCGCACAUGCUUUUUUAUGGCCCACCUGGUACCGGAAAAACCACCACUGCCCUGGCCAUCGCCCACCAGCUCUACGGGCCUGAACUCUACAAGUCUAGGGUUCUGGAACUAAAUGCAAGUGAUGACCGUGGAAUCAAUGUUGUUCGUACUAAGAUAAAGGAUUUUGCUGCCGUGGCUGUAGGUUCUGGUCAGCGUCAAGGGGUUUACCCUUGUCCACCUUAUAAGAUUAUCAUCCUAGACGAGGCAGAUUCGAUGACUGAAGAUGCUCAGAAUGCCCUGAGGCGUACAAUGGAAACUUACUCCAAAGUUACUAGAUUCUUCUUCAUAUGUAAUUACAUUAGCAGGAUCAUAGAGCCACUUGCUUCAAGAUGUGCAAAAUUCAGGUUCAAGCAACUUCCAGAAGAAAUCAUGAGCAAUCGUAUAUUGCACAUUUGUAACGAAGAAGGCCUCACUGUGGACACAGAGGCUCUCUCAACCUUAAGCUCUGUCUCACAAGGUGAUCUUCGCCGGGCUAUCACAUAUUUGCAAGGAGCUGCUCGCCUAUUUGGAUCGUCAAUUUCAUCCAAAGACCUCAUAAGUGUGUCAGGGGCCAUUCCACGAGAGGUUACUGAGGCAAUUUAUGCAGCAUGCAAAAGUGGUGACUUUGAUUUGGCCAACAAGGAAGUAAAUUAUGUAAUUGCAGAAGGAUAUCCAGUCUCUCAGAUGCUUGCUCAGUUAUUUGAGGUGGUGGUUGGAGUAGAUGACAUAUCAGAUGAGCAAAAGGCUCGCAUAUGCAAGAGUUUGGCUACAGCUGAUAAGUGUCUUGUUGAUGGUGCAGAUGAGUAUUUGCAGCUGCUGGAUGUGGUUAGCAACACAAUGCGAGCGCUUUGCAACAUGCCACAAGAAUUCUCUUAUGAUAUUUAGCUAGCAUUCAAGCUUGGAUUGAGAUGCAGCACAUGGAGAUCAUGUAUGGUAUAAUGCUCCACUUUUGGAAACUGUUCUGUAAAAGAACUUACAGAAGAGUUACCUACAAAAUAUUUAUGCAUGUGCUUUUCAAUCGUUUUCUUCCUCCUAGUGGGAUCGGUGGCUACUUAGAAUACUUUCAUGUAUUUGAAGCCUAAUUGAUUGAAAGAUUGAAACAAGUGGUUGCCAAUUUUCUCUC